This is a messenger RNA of Thyridium curvatum, 2310 nucleotides long. RefSeq lists its product as uncharacterized. Gene Ontology annotation, molecular function: alpha-L-fucosidase activity. Lineage: Eukaryota; Fungi; Ascomycota; Sordariomycetes; Thyridiales; Thyridiaceae. The transcript has a single exon. The coding region runs from base 1 to 2310 and encodes 769 amino acids. The record is from RefSeq and is a predicted model, not a curated record. Gene Ontology annotation, biological process: carbohydrate metabolic process.
AUGGCUAGCCAUCACCUUGCACCCGACGCGCAAUUUCAACCGAAUCCGUCGGAUGCGAACGACCCCUGCAGGCUUCAGUUGCACUACACCCACCCGGCGAAAGAAUGGGCUCAGUCCCUGCCCGUCGGCAACGGCCGGCUCGGCGCCAUGGUCUAUGGUCGCACUGGCAGCGAACUCGUUCGCCUCAAUGAGGAUUCCGUCUGGUAUGGCGGUCCCCAAGAGCGCAGGCCCCGCGACGCCCUCAAGAAUUUGCCGCUGCUGCGCCAGCUGAUCCGCGAUGGCACGCAUGCCGAGGCAGAAGAGCUCUGUCGCAAUGCCUUCUUCUCUACCCCUGCUAGUAUGCGCCACUACGAGCCCCUCGGUUCUUGCAUGAUCGAGUUCGGGCAUGGCGAGGUUGGCAAGGAGGUUACGGACUACAGGAGACAGCUGGAUCUGCAGAGAUCCGUCGCCUCCACUACCUAUCAGUUCUCGCCUGGAGGGUCUAGCCCGGUCAGUGUCAUGAGGCAUAUGAUCGCAAGUUUCCCAGACGAUGUCCUGGUCUUGCGCAUCGAGGCCAGCCAGAGAAUUCGUUUUCUCAUACGGUUAAACCGAACUAGUGAGUUUGAGUGGGAGACCAACGAGUUCCUGGACAGUAUUGCCGUGGAGAAUCAGGAGAUUAUUCUGCACGCCACGCCAGGCGGUCGAGACAGCAAUCGGCUCUGUAUUGCCCUCGGUGCUCACUGCGACGACGCUGCAUACGGGGGCUCUGUCGGGGCCAUUGGCAGCUGUCUGGUCGUCAACUCGGGUGCCUGCACCAUUGUGAUUGGCUCCCAGACUACGUUUCGGCACACAGAUAUCGAGGUAAGAGCCCGGGCGGACGUCCAGGCUGCACUACGUCGGCCCUGGUCCGAAUUAGUUGCCAGACACGAACAAGACUACAGAGCCCUCUUCGACCGAGUCAGCUUGCAACUGUCCCCCGAUGCCUGUCAGAUCCCGACAGAUGAACGUCUUAACUCGAACCGCGACCCUGGCCUCGUCGCCCUCUUCCACAACUAUGGCCGCUACCUCCUCAUCUCGUGCAGCCGUGACUCUCCCAAGGCACUCCCCGCCAACCUGCAGGGCAUCUGGAACCCGUCCUUUGCGCCGCCAUGGGGCUCGAAAUACACCAUCAACAUCAACCUGCAGAUGAACUACUGGCCGGCCAGUUCGUGCAAUCUGUCUGAGUGUGCCACGCCCGUCGUCUUCCUUCUGGAGCGGAUGGCGGAGAGGGGAGCCCUCACUGCCAGGGAGAUGUACGACUGCCGGGGCUGGUGCGCGCACCACAACACCGACAUCUGGGCCGACACCGACCCCCAGGACAGAUGGAUGCCGUCCACCCUAUGGCCGCUGGGCGGCGCGUGGGUGUGUAUCGACAUGGUGAAGCUCUUGCAGUAUGAGUACAACGCCGAGACCCAUCGGCGACUGCACGCCGUGUUGGAGGGCUGCGUACAGUUCUUGCUGGACUUCCUUAUACCGUCCGCCUGCGGAAACUAUCUUAUCACGAAUCCUUCCCUCAGUCCUGAAAACACCUUCAUUUCCGAGUCUGGUACACUAGGUAUCUUUUGCGAGGGCUCGACGAUGGACAUUAGCAUCGUGCGCGCAGCCUUCGAGCUAUAUCUCUGGAGCACCGACAUCCUCAACAUAGCUGGUCUUAACUCUCAAGUACGAGAAGCCAUCGCCAGAUUACCGCCAGUAAAACUCAAUAGCAAGGGCUUAAUCCAAGAAUGGGGACUGAAAGACUACGGCGAGCACGAACCCGGCCACCGACACGUCUCGCACCUCUUCGGCCUCUACCCUGGCAACGACCUCAACACGCCCGAGCUCCACGAAGCGGCUCGCAGGGUUCUCGCUCGCAGGGCCGCGCACGGCGGCGGACAUACAGGCUGGAGUAGAGCCUGGCUACUGAAUCUUCAUGCUCGGCUGAGUGAUGCUGAGGGCUGCGGCCGGCACAUGGACCUGCUGCUGAGAGACUCGACGCUGCCGAAUCUGCUUGACAACCACCCUCCUUUCCAAAUCGACGGCAACUUUGGCGGUUGCGCCGGCAUCCUUGAAUGCUUAGUGCAGUCGUCGAAGGGUGCGGAUGGUAUGGUGGAGAUCAGGCUGCUUCCGGCCUGCCCGGCUGGCUGGGCUGAUGGCCAGGUCUCGGGUGUGCGUGUGCUCGAUGGGUGGAAUGUUUCAUUCAGCUGGAGGAAUGGAAGGAUAGUCAAGCCGGUCAGUAUCAAGGGGGCGUCACAGAGCGGUAAGAAGGCCGUGGUCAUAUUCGAGGGAGAGAGAUUAGAGAUGUCGGCAUGA